UUAAGUAUUUUUAUACUGUUGAUAAUUUAAAUUGGAAACUAUCUCAGUCAUAUGUAAGUUCUGAUUUCUUCAAGGGAUAAUGGAAUGUCCUCAAAAGGAAAAACAAGGAAAAUUUAAGAAUGCAAAAACUGUUGCUUAUAAUUUAUUGGCUGCAUUCAUUUAUUAUGACCAAAAACGGCUUAUGGUCAUACUAAGAAUGAGCAUCGCAGAACUUUUGAGUACAUUCAUGUUCGUCAUGCUUGGUUGUGCAAGCACCAUGGCAACGCUAUGGUGGGACUUUUACCAUACUCCUCAUACUCAAGUUGCAAUGGGGUUUGCAUUUGCAUAUAUAGCGGCUCUUGAGUUUGGUGGGAGGAUAUCCGGUGCGCACCUUAAUCCUUGCGUUACACUCGCAGCAUGUAUUCUGGGAAAAAAGGCAUGGGCAGAGCUUCCCGUUUACGCUUUGUUACAAUUUAUCGGAGCAAGCGUCGGUUACGAAAUAGUUAUGGCAUUUGCAAGACCAGUUGACAGAUACUAUAUGCUGGAAAAAGGCCCCCCUUUCUGUGUUCCCGACAUACUUCCCGAUAUUUCACAGAGUCAAGCGUUUUCUGCGGAGUUCUGGGCUACCUUUUUCUACAUUUUAGUGUUAGCUGGCGUGUGGGACUCGCGAGUCAGGGACAAGAUAGAUGCAGUGUCCCUUAAACUAGGAUUUACUUAUUUAGCAUUGCAUCUGGCGUUUGGUGACCUAACUGGUUGCUACAUGAAUCCGAUGAUAUCAGUUGCAGUCAUAAUGAUCGGAGGUGUCAAACCCGGUGGAUUCUUUGCGGUUUUCUUCAUCGCUCCGGUCAUUGCUACAAUAGUAGCGGCAACUAUUUACAGACUUGCUUUCGCAUUACCAUACCAUAUGGAAAUGGAGAACUGGGGUUUACCAGUUAGAAAGCCACCCACAUCUAAGUAA
Agrilus planipennis (emerald ash borer) is the source of this 937-nucleotide messenger RNA. Its product is annotated as aquaporin AQPAn.G-like. Gene Ontology annotation, molecular function: water channel activity. Lineage: Eukaryota; Metazoa; Arthropoda; Insecta; Coleoptera; Buprestidae. The record is from RefSeq and is a predicted model, not a curated record. Bases 80 to 937 code for a protein of 285 amino acids. The transcript has 6 exons. Gene Ontology annotation, cellular component: plasma membrane. Gene Ontology annotation, biological process: transmembrane transport.